Molecule: messenger RNA, 5602 nt
Organism: Peromyscus eremicus (cactus mouse)
Lineage: Eukaryota; Metazoa; Chordata; Mammalia; Rodentia; Cricetidae
Gene: Trim44
Product: tripartite motif containing 44
Exons: 5
Coding region: 90-1148 (352 amino acids)
Molecular function (GO): zinc ion binding
Source: RefSeq, a predicted model, not a curated record
CCGGGGGAGGCGGGCCUGCGUGAGGAGGCUCCGCGGUGAAGGCGGAGAGCACGUCAGCCGCUAGGCCUCGGCCGCGUCCCUGCAGCCACAUGGCCUCCGGAGUGGGCGCGGCCUGCGAGGAGCUGCCUCCCGACGGCACGUGUGACGAGUGCGAGCCCGACGAGGCGCCCGGGGCGGAGGAGGUGUGCCGCGACUGCGGCUUCUGCUACUGCCGCCGCCACGCCGACGCGCACCGCCAGAAGUUCCUCAGCCACCGCCUGGCCGAGUACGUCCAUGGCGCCCAGGCCUGGGCCCCGCCAGCCCGCGAGGACGACGCGGGCCCCGAAGACGACGACGUCGUCGUCGAGGCCACAGGGGAGCCCGAGGGAGAGGUAGAGAGCGAGGUGGGCGAGGAGGAGAGCGAGUCCGAGGAAGAAGAAGAGAGCGGUGAGUCGGAAGAGGAGAGCGAGACCGAGGAAGACAGUGAGGAUGAGAGCGAGGAGGAGAGCGAGGAGGACAGCGAGGAGGAGGAGAUGGAGGAUGACCAGGAGAGCGAGGCGGAGGAAGACAACCAAGAAGGAGAAUCCGAGGCGGAAGGAGAAACUGAGGCAGAAAGCGAAUUUGACCCCGAAAUAGAGAUGGAGGCGGAGAGAGUGGCCAAGAGGAAGUGUCCGGACCAUGGGCUGGAUUUGAGCACCUACUGCCAGGAAGACAGGCAGCUCAUCUGUGUCCUGUGUCCAGUCAUUGGGGCUCACCGGGGCCACCAGCUGUCCACACUAGAUGAGGCCUUCGAAGAACUGAGAAGCAAAGAUUCGGGUGGACUGAAGGCAGCUAUGAUAGAGUUGGUGGAAAGGUUAAAGUUCAAGAGCUCAGACCCUAAAGUAACUCGAGACCAGAUGAAGGUAUUUAUACAGCAAGAAUUUAAGAAAGUUCAGAAAGUGAUUGCUGAUGAGGAGCAGAAGGCCCUUCACUUAGUGGACAUCCAAGAAGCAAUGGCCACAGCUCAUGUGACUGAGAUACUGGCGGACAUCCAAUCUCACAUGGAUAGAUUGAUGACUCAGAUGGCCCAGGCCAAGGAACAACUUGAUACCUCUAAUGAAUCAGCUGAGCCAAAGGCAGAGGGUGAAGAAGAAGGACCUAGUGGUGCCAGUGAAGAAGAGGACACAUGAAGACUUACCAUUCCCCGUGGAAAACACCCCUUCCCCGUGUGUAUGUGACAGCGUGUAUGUAAUGGCUUCUGAUAUCUGUGAAAGCUGCCUGGCAACAAACUUCUUCCACUGGAUAUGUCCCCAGGUCCACAGCAGGCACACAUGUCUCCAAGGGACAAUAAGUUUUAUGCAUACUGACUGUGUGCGUCUUGUUCUCUUGUGGUAGGUCACAGGAAGAGCCCCUUUGAUCAACUUGGAGGGCUCUUCAGGCAACUCCCCAAAGGCUGCUCUGACUUACUUACUCAGGAAAGCCAGCCCCUGGAAUAUUGUGCAAGUCAACAGGAUCACUUCCUUAGGAAGGUUCUAGAGUAUCUUGAAAGGAAAUCAGUUUUUUCCUUACCUGCAAACAGAAAACCCACUUUGUUCGUACUGAAGCCUAAAGCAAGUAUGGCCAUACUGACUCGUCCGACAGUCUCUCAUAGUCUGUUUCUGCCUUUGUGGAAGGCAUUAGGGCAGCUGGGUGGAAAAUGGGAUUGAAGAAAGAGUCCAGAGCUGGAAAGAAGAUAUUUUUAGUACUUGAGGUUAUCUGGGACUUGAGAUUCAUAAUUCAGUGCUGUGGAAAUGGAAAAAGUGAUUGAAGAGAUAGAAAGGAAAUGACUUUAAGGAGUGUGGAGGGGGAGGAGUAAAGAAAUCUGAUCGAAAGUUGAAAUCAGUGUUUCAGAAUUCAGAUUGCCCGAAUUUUCCAAAAUGGUCACUAAAGUGUCUGAUAAAACCUGAAUUCUUUGGCUAGCUGUAUGGAUUAAUAGGCCUGUCACAACAUAGAAGACUGGCAUGUAUAUCACCAAGUGGGAAUUGUCACUGUAAAAUGUACCAGUUCCACCCCCAGGUUAGCCUAAGGUGGCUUCAGUGCUCUGUGAGGAGAAUCCUUGCCACUCGCUGGCUUGCUGGAUUCAUGUCCAUCUGCCAGCAAACAUUCCCUCUAUUUGCUACAGUUGGAAUCCUCCCUCCCCCUGCAGCAGGCCUUCAGUUCCCCUCCCAUACCCCAGCUCUCCUCUCAGAUAUAGUAUGAGCAGGCAUGCCCCAGAGCUGGAUUUCCUGGCCUUCUCCCAUUCUCAGAUCACAGUUACUUACAACCACAUUUUUCAGGGUCAAGGAAACAGUGGUGUGCUGGGAGAUACCCAACUGCAAGCUCACACACACCACAUCUUGUUGAGACAUGAGUUUUUCUUACCAAAUGAUUUGAAGUUGGGGAGAACCUUAUUUUUAAUAGAAAAACAAGUCGGAGAAGAGAAUGUUCAUAUACUUCAACUGUUAAGAGAAGAUAGGAGACUUGGAAGGUAACUCUUGUUUGCAAGUGGGCAGUGUAUUCCCUCUCCUCUGCUUGUGUGGUAUUUCUGUGUUCCCAUUGAGAUUCUGUCUGAACUGUAUUCAAGCAGCCUUGGGGUUGCUGUUGACCAAGGUCUGUUUCCAGUGUCUCUGAGGCAGAUCCAAGGAGUCUGCCUUGGGUGAAAUCCCCUUUUCUUGCCUGUCUGCUUGCCUGCCUAUAACCUGUGUACUUAUCACAAAGCUUUAGGGGCAGCUGAUGUGUGUGUGUACAGGAUAGUUCUGAGGCAGAAACAACCUGUGCUUACUGUAGGAGUCCUAUUUAUAUCAUUGUUCAAUCCUGUGCAUGCUAGAAAAUGAUUUAUUCCUUUGAGGACAGGAAACUGCCAAGCCUAUAUGCUCUAGGUUAGGAUUACCCUAGCUCACUACACAUAUAAGGAUAUUAGGGCAGAGAGGAGUUGAAGAUUUCAUUCCCAAACUGGUGACUAGUAGGUGGCUUAGACAAUUUUGAUGCUUUACCAUCUGUCUGCAAAGACUGGAGAAUUUAAUGCACCCUGAGUUAAUAACCUCCAAUGAUAUCUUGUUUAAAAAAAAUUCUAAAAGAAGGAUCAAAAACAGUCUAAAAUGAAUGUGGAAAAUCCGAAGAUUGAAAAGACUUCAGAAUUUGGAAGCUUGUGUUGUCUUUCCCCAGUAAUCAUUGUUUGAUCUUUAUAUGUUGACCUUGUAUUACCAAUGGACAAAUCAUUGGCUUUCCAUACCUAAUCAUGCCAUUACUUUAUAUCAGUAUUUAGGGAAUCCAAGCGUUUAUGUAGUGGUUAUAAACAGAAAUAUAAAAAUAUUUGCCAACCUGUCUCUAUAAAUUAUCUGUCCGGAAUCCUCAAAGAAAGCAUUUCCCCUUUAUUUUGAACAAGUUUUGGAUUUGCUUUCUGGGCUCCUGCUGUCUCCAGCACCUGAUGAAACUUUAACCAGGAAAGCAUCAAACACAACACAGCAGCUUCUGCCCAGGUCCCGAAGUUCCUGUGGCUGCAUUUGUCAGUGUGAGAUGUAGGAUGCCUUCUACAGUGGCUCCAGCUUCGUUCUCCAAGCUAGGCCCUGCUGCUUGGCCUUGUGCCCCAUCAUGAGGAAGCUUCCUGCCUUCCAGGUCAGUGUGAGUUAGAGUUGUGUAUCCUGACUGACUGUGGACAGCAGAGUUUACCCAGAUCCCUGGAGAGAAAUCAUCACGUGAUUCAGGUAAAGAACAUCUCCAGAAAUGAGUUGGGUACCCACAGGAAGUACUGGCAGCCUCUGAGUACUUAAGAGGGAUUUGAUCUUUGAUUUGGAAAGUUCUAAGAAGUGUUUGACUUCUCAGCUGGACAGCCAGGACAAGGAAGUACCUGAGGACAGGCUGUGAGCCAGGCUCUCUGUAGAUCUACCCAGGGCAAGCCACAUGUCUGUAGUUGCUAGGAAACACAGGAACCAGUUUUAAACAUGGUUCUCCCUGCUCUGCAGUCAGCCCUCUGCCCCAUACCAUGACUCACCUACAGAUUCAGAGAGAGGAAGAGGCUUUCAGUCCCCGAGUGCAAUAUGCUCAUUCACAUUAUAAACUAUUUUUCAGAGACAUCAAAAUGGCCUUAUUCCUCUGCUUUAGUAGAUGUUUUAAAUACUCAUCGUUAACUUGAGGAGAUUUCCCCCUUCCAGGAGAUGGGGAGCCUUUUCUUUUCAGUGCUAUCCCCACAAAAGAAAAAAGGUGGUAUUCAGCCCUCAAGAGUGUGAAGGUGGCAGCAGUCUUCAAUAUCUCCUUCUUCAUUGCUAUAGAAAAGCAAAUCUUCAUAUUUUAGUAAACCCAGCUACCGUGUUCUGUACUCUGUGAGAAGGUGCCAAUUCAAAUCACCGACUUUGGACUCUUUUCCUGAUGUGUGUGUGUGUGUGUGUGUGUGUGUGUGUGUGUGUGUGUGUGUGUGUAAAUGAGAGUGAGAUUUAUAUACACGUGCACAUACCAUACUGCUUAAUUAUUUUAGAGUUAAAUGAGAAAGACUCACAACUGCCCCUGCUGAUUUUAUAUACCACCACAAAGGUUUCUUCUAAGUCCGUACAAUGUCAGCAGAUAAUUGGAGUGUGAGUGCUGGCUGGCUUUCCAGAGUAGCCCCUAGUGGUAGGUGUCAACUUUUAAAGCACUGAGCCAAGGUGACAGCCAGGAAGGAAAUUGCACCCCACCCCUUUCCACCAUGUCUAAUAACAUGGGAAAUUUAGAUGCCUUGUCAUUUUGGUGACUUGGAUCAUUUUGGUCAUUCCAUUUGGGCCUGAGUGUACAGCUGCAGAAUUUAUAACCUUGUAGUAGUCAGAGGUCUAGGAAGUCCUAUCUCCCCACAGAGAAAAUGUCCUGCUGAUUCCUGACAUUCUACUCUCAUAAUAGCUGUUCAGUACAUGCUUUUCAGUAAAUUGGUUGCAUGUUUACUGUGGACUGAGCACAUUUAGAAUUUUGUUUGCUUGUUUUUUAAAGACAAAAACCCCAUUAUAAAUCAAGUCCAGCCUUGCCCUAAGGGAACAGGCCCAGAGGGAGAUUGCAGAUCUCACUGACACUGCCUUCACCCCAGCAGUAUUUCUGAGGCCCCCACCCUAUGGAAUUCCAGGAGCCACAGGAACUGGGUAUUCCCCAGGAAAACAGGAGAUCAUUUCGAUUAUUUGGUCUCACAUUACGUAAUGUGAGGCUGAGAACACACCAGAAACACCAGAACUAGGGGCCAGAAGCAGGCAAGUGAAAAUAAAUGAAGACAUUUGGAGGCACACUGGUGGAGAAACAGCCAGAGUCCAUGCUGGACUUGAUAUGACUUUGAGGGGACCAUUGAUGUAUCCUUUAUGGAAGUUAAACCUGACCAGUCUUUUUACAGUGACAAGCCACAACUCGUGAGUGGGUAGAGCCAACGAAUCCAUUGUCUUCUGCCUGUUUUCGUGUACACAGUCACAUUCCCUCCUUAGUCAUCGUCCCCUGCCACCCUUUCCACUAAACAAGGGAACACUCAAUCUUUCAAGGGAAUUGCAUAUCUGAGUUAAUGUUUCAGUAUAUCAUUUUCAUACUGUAAAUUAUUUUGUAAGAGAGAUUUACUGCUAUCCCAGGAUGUUCAGACUUGGCGCCCCUGUGCAUUUGGAAAUCAAUAAACUAUUACUGGAAAUAC